Sycon ciliatum is the source of this 4346-nucleotide messenger RNA. RefSeq lists its product as uncharacterized. Gene Ontology annotation, biological process: protein phosphorylation; signal transduction. Gene Ontology annotation, cellular component: cytoplasm. Lineage: Eukaryota; Metazoa; Porifera; Calcarea; Leucosolenida; Sycettidae. The record is from RefSeq and is a predicted model, not a curated record. Bases 143 to 3508 code for a protein of 1121 amino acids. The transcript is spliced from 11 exons. Gene Ontology annotation, molecular function: protein kinase activity; protein binding; ATP binding.
AGCCAGUAAAGGUCAUCAGACCAACUCCCUGACACGGACAGGGAGGAGUUGUGCGAGAAGCCAUGAAUGAAGGGUGCGUUUGUGAACGUUGAAAUGUCCUUGAUAUGAUGGUGGCACGUUGAAGAUCGCUCACUGGGAGAGGAUGGCGUCAGCAGAGGGGGAGUUGGAAGGGUUCGCAUUUUCCGACAAAGGUCGUCCGGUUGGAGAGGGAGAAUUUGGUAAAAUUCUGGAAGGGCUGUGGCAUCGGAAACCGGUAGCCGUGAAAGUGUUGUCUGCGCCAGUGGCCGCUGAUGAUGCUGAUGCUGAUGCAGACUGUGUUUCGAAGACCCUCUGCGAUGCCGUGAAAGCGCUGUGGAGCGAGCUGCGUGCGCUGCCCAAGCAUGCGAACAUAGCGUCGUAUGCUGGUGUGGCCGGAUUGUCGAUCAAGCAGCCCAGUCUGGUGCGAAGUGAUAAGUACUCGAUGUCCCUAGCGCACCGCGCUACUCUCGAACCACGUGUCGAGCAACGGCAACGCAUCGACAUAGCGGGAGAUAUUAUAGCGGGUCUGGCGUUCCUGCACGGCAACCGUAUCCUGCAUGGGAGAUUACAGUCGACCAACGUCCUACUGAGCGACGUGAAAUGCGAACACUGCUGCGUGUACCUGUGCGAUGCAGCCGUGUACAGGGUCUACGACAAGGUUUGGCCGUACAAUUCCAACAGCGGGAACGUGCGCAUGAAAUGGCUCACGCCCUACGUGAGUCCUGAACUGGAGCGAGCUAGCGCUUACGCGCCGACGGUAAAGUCCGACGUGUUUGCGUUCGGCCUAGUUGUCCUGGCGAUGGAGGUAUGCCGAGAACCACCCAAUCUCGUGACCAACCCACGGUCAGAUGAGAUGAGACCGGAGAUCGAGCGUCAUGCAAUGGACCUGGCCACUGUCGAGGACACGAAUCCGCUCAAGGACAUCAUCGUGAAAUGUAUUGGAAACGAGACGUACAUGCGUCCAACCAGUGAAGAACUGAGCAAGAAGCUGCAGAGUAUGAAGACAUCCGACGAGUACAUUGCAGCCAACGCUGUAUCCAGAGCCCGUGCUCACCUGCCUGCUGAUAUGUUCUCGCCGGCAGCAACGGAUGCUGGUGUGGAUGGAGGACCCACAGGAGAUCUGCAUUUGCCAGAACCGGACGCACCUGGUUUUCGGAGUGACCGCGUGUCAGCCAGCAGUGACCUGACGUACCCGCGACUGCUUCACCGCGAGAGCGGUCCAAUGGUGGCGUCGACGUCUAUGGUGUCGCUGGCGGACGAUGGCUCAGUGACUGGCUCGGUGACCGGCGGACCAAGUCUAGCCAGUGAUGGAGGCAGUGUCACAGUCGAUCUACCCAGGCUUCUGGGCCAGGUACGAACACAGCUGGAUAGCUUGCGUCGCAGCGUUCUGAUCGUAGCACACGACAUGGAUGAUGUGCGCGUGGAGUCGGUGGCAGCUCAUCGUCAGGCGUAUGGCGCUCACCAGGCUGCAAUGGCGGCCCGGGACGAGGCCAGCGAGGCGCGGCGCCAAGCGUCCGGCUCCAACACUGCAUCCCAGGCGGCCCGUGACCAGGCCAAGCUGGCCCAUCACGACGCCAGCGGCGCCAAGGAGGCCAGCCUGCGUGUCCUCUCCACGAUCACCAGUGCCAGCUUUGCUACGAGCAUGAGCAAUGCGUUCGGCGCCGCUCGGAGCAGCUCUUCCCCGCUCAUCAGCAAGCAGGGCUCCUCAGACUCCAUACUGAAGAUUCCAGUACGUGACUCCACCUUGAGUCUGACAGAUAUCCAUGAGCUGGACUUGCACUCAAACUCGAGCGACCGUGGUUCCACGGCGCCCAUGUACGCAACAGCUGCCACCACAGCCGUAGCAUCGGCAAUGGACGAAGCACCGCCAGGGUACCUUGCAGCAACAAGCGGCGGCGCCGGCAUGGCAAUUGCCAGCGCGGCGGCCAUGGAGCCCCCACCAGGCAUGGCUGCCACCAGCUCAGCCGGUAACCUCGACGACGAGCCGUUACACGUGUCCCCGGCGCCCGGCGCCCAGGGCGGCAUGGAGUACGGUGGUGGAGGCAGCCCGGCGGUGGGAGACCUGGGUGCUGUUGCUACAGCUGCUGCUGCUGCUGGUGCUGGUGGUGGUACUGGCAGUGCCCCUAGCAGCCUCACCAGAGCGGUUCAAGUGACUGCAGUGCAAGCGGUGGCUGGACGGCGUCCCAGCUCUAACUCAUACCUCACUGCUAUGGAUGCCAGCAGUAUCGGUAUGCCCCGGCGCCCUGGUCGUGUCAGUGGCAAUAGUGUGUUUGCCAGUGAGCCAGAGUCAAACUCUCUACGCGUCUCCGACAUCGCAACCAAGAGAGAGGCGCCGGUAUUCAUUUCGCACGUGCGCCGCUUCGACUUUGCUCUCAAGUGCACGCUGGCUGCGCUGAAGCAUCCGUCGAGUGAUCACAGACAUCGUCGUGUCCCCUCUGGCAGUGGUGACGGCUCACCUCUCGUUCACAGGGCUGUGUCCAAGGUGUUUGAGCAGGCCUCCAUGUCGGCCAGCCAGGCGUUUCCGUUUGGCGAGUGGACGAUGCAGGAAGACGUGCCCGUGCAGGUUCAAACUCCGCGUCGCAUGUGUGUGCUCGGCGACACGCUCUAUCUAGUGUGUAGAGAAGUGUCGGACGCCGGCAAGAGAACAUAUCUCAUUGGAAGCACUAAUCUCGAGAAAUGGACGGAGAUCGCGUUCCCACCAUCAGCCGCAACCUGUCAUGCCAUGUUCGCCUACAAUCAACACCUCUACGUCUGUGCACGAUCCACCGACAAGGCGGACAGUCGCGGGCGUUCCCGCGGCGACGUGAUAUGGCGCCUGGACGAGACCAAUGCCCGCGGCGACGGUGCUCCGGCCCUCAGACCCAGUUCCAGCAGCAGCGACGGCGCUCCCUGUCACUUUGAGUGGAUACGUGUCACGCAGAUGCCUCACAUACAGUGGCACUACGGUGCAGCGCUGGACGGAACGCGUGCCAUAUUCGCCGGCGGCUGGGACGGACGCAGGGAAGUUGGCCACGUGGUUGUCUACGAUCUCAGCACGAACAAAUGGCUCGAGCCGAUGACGUCGCUACCCAUUCCGGCCUUCGCCGCUCAGGCAUUCGUCACUGGUGAUCACUUCUACCUGAUUGGAGCUACGACACGUCAGUCGGACCUAGCCGAGGUGUACUACACCGGUCUACGGGCGCACUCGGUAAACUACAACAAGUGGCGCACUGUUCAGCUAUCACAGAGUGCGUGUGGAGCGUGUCUAGUCAACAAGCAUAUUGUCACGGUCGGCGGCUGGGACAACGUUUCUAAGCAGGCGUCGGACGACGUGUCCUUGUUCGACGUUGAGUACACGGAGUGGCUGUCCUUGCCCUCCAUCAAGGCUGCGCGUGUUCGUCCCGAAGUCGUCUACUUCAAGAACAAGCUGGUAUGCCUUGCUGGCAGUGUGAAUCCGUCGCGAGAAUCAGACAAGGUGUCGCACAUGGAAGUUCUGCCCCUGGUGCUGUGAGUCGAGCGACGUGUACACGUACGUGUAUGUGCACGUGCGUGCGUAUGCAUUGUGAUUUGCCUGAGGUGUUAUCCGUAUGCGGAGCCCGGGACCGCUACACUUUAAUUGCAGUGUGACAUCAAAGACUGAUGUUAGGACCAUGUGCGGAGGAUGUGCAUGGUUCGGGUUUUUUAGGAGAUUCUCCCUCGUGCCCUUGAUUUCGGGCGCUCUGGUGUUUGCGUUGAUGGAGAAGGUAGUAACUUGCCUAGAGCAUAGGUAUUUGUAAAUUUUGUAUGAUAGCUAUGAUUAUAGUGUUGUAGAAUAGACUGUUGUCUGUUGGGAUCAGUGUCCUGUACAUACUGUCUAUAUUAUAAUGAUUAUGCACAACGUCAAUCCACGUGCACAAGCUUACAUUCUUUUUUCUUGCAUUCGUGCUUCCGGAAGGCACGUCCAGUAGUGACUAGGACAGGUUCAAGACACGCCCGUAGCACGGAGUGAGCAUAUUUGAAAUAGUGUUGAUGCGCAGGCUUUUGCGUUCUCAGUUCAGCAGCUCGGUGAGCAUUAUGGCUCUGUGUGUGUACGCGCGCGCGCGGGUGUCCUUCCGGCAUUGUGGCAUCAUCUACACAUUGCACUGAUUUUGUUGAGAGAUUUCAUCUAUUUUUUGAGUGCUACUUUUUAGUUUUUAGACCAACUUUAUUAGAUUGGCUGCUGUUCAUGGUCACGGCGUUCAUAUUCUUUGAACCACUUGUACACGAAGUAGUACAGCAGCUUUUUGAUUGCGAUAAUUACACAUGUAACUUUGAUUUCGGCUAGACGAAACAUUGCCCACUUCGAAACCGAAUGGAUUUUUGAAAGCAAA